AUUAGACUUCUUUCCUUCCUGACGUGUUCUACACAAAACUAAAUCCUAUAAUGACUGGAGUUAAAGGAGGUCAUGGCCAACAGAGCCAACAAUGCCAACAAGGGCAGCAGGGUCCUUAUGGAGGUAACGGCCAGCAGAACCUCCAUGGAGGAUAUGUCAAUCAAAGCCAACAAUACCAGCAAGGGCAACAGUGUCAUCACGGAGGACAACAUGGACAACAAGGACAACAUGGGCAGCAUGGCAGCCAUGGACCUCAGAAUCUAUCCCAGUGCAACAAUCCCUGCCAAGAUCCUUGUCAACAGCAGCAAGGUGGACAUCAAGGUGGUAGGUUCUAGGCUAACGCUGAUACGAAAGUGAACUUCUAGAUAUUAGAUUCAGCAUCACCUUGGGUCCUUACAAAUAAUAAUACAGAUUGAACAAAUAUAGUGGUAAACUAAUGUUUAAAUGAAAACAUUUCAAUAUUUGCAAGCUCCAAUAAUGAUCAGUGUAUUUUGCAGUAUUUCUCCAAACACUAUUUUAUUAUUUAAUCUAUUGAAGUUACACAUUUUAUUUUUAAAUUGAGCUUUUCUCGUAAUAAUAUCACAUUUGUUAAAUAAAUAGCACCUUUGUAUAGAACAUAAGUAGCAUAAAGUAAUCUGAUUUCCAAGCACAAAUGGCAAGAUACUGUUAUAUAUGCUAUAUAUGUUUACUGACUUUAUUAUAUUUUUACAGGAUGGAACGCUGGGCAACAAUGUCAGGACCAGGGGUCUUAUGGCCAGAAAUAAGGUAAAUAUAUCAUUACUGACUAAGGCUUUCAGGAUUAUAACAAUUCUAACACAGCUAAAGUUACAAUAGAUUCCUGUUAAAGUAUACAUAGGGAAUACAGCUAUAUGUUAUAACUCCAUCUUCACCUGGCGGGUCCUCUUUGGUGCUGACGUCACUGCAGUACUUUUCCAUUUGCACGAGAGGCACAGCCUAUUUCCUGCAGCUGUCACUGAUGACGACUGCAGAGAUUGACUCUGUAACUUCGCCUUGAGUCAAAAAAAGUCAGGUGGAGGAGAAAUACAGAGACAAAGUAGUCCCAACUGUGUCUUUUAUGUCUCUUGACUGGGAUGGACAAUCAAAUUAGCUCCUCUCAUGCUGAAAUUGGCCAUACCAUCUCUACUAGGUAGCUAAUUCAUGUAUACACUACACACAUCACAUAAAAUAGCAUUAUUCUAUAGUACAACAAUGAAUUAUGUAUAUGUACCCUUGACUUGACACUAGUAGUUUUUAAUACAUAUAGACUAGUUUUUAAUAAAUAUAGACAUUCUUCGUUAAGAAUUGUCUAUAUUUAAUAAUAACUGGAAAGUGUCUAGUCUGUUUAAUAAUAAAAUCUGUUUUUGAUUUGGCUAAAAUGUCCAGUCUAUCAGAAGUUAUAAUUUCAAUCAGGAUACUAAAGAGAAUACACUAAUGGCUUUCUCAUAUCUUUAUUUAUGAAAUGUAUACAUCUUGAAGCAGCAGAGGUAGAAAUAGAUAAAUAGCUAUUUUUAAGAACGAAAAUAUAUAGUUUUAGUUCUUUUUAUGAACUAUUAUAAAUACAUUUAAAGGGGACCUGUCCAUUCUCUGGAAUUUCUACCGAUAGAUAAAAUAUUCCACAUCACCUAGAACUUUAGCUAACCUAUUUUCAUGAGAUGUUACAGAUAUUACAAAUGGGAUCAUAGCUAACUGGUGUCUUGCUGCAUAUUCAUAUUUCUGCUUUUGUAUUGUUACUAGUAAAAAAAAUAAAAAAUUAAAAAGUGUUUUUGCUGUACUUUCCUUAUAAUUACACAUUCUGUUUUCUUUUUAGAGACAUUACAGAAAGUGGGAAAGACAAUGACAGUAAAAUUAUGCCAAUCACAUGUCGCUGGUUGAUCCAUUUAUGCUUGUGGAACCACACAAAUAAAUAAAAUUC
Messenger RNA from Pelobates cultripes (western spadefoot toad), 1912 nucleotides. Lineage: Eukaryota; Metazoa; Chordata; Amphibia; Anura; Pelobatidae. The record is from the annotation of a GenBank genome assembly.